This is a messenger RNA of Gallus gallus (chicken), 3753 nucleotides long. RefSeq names its product tudor domain containing 7 (gene TDRD7). Gene Ontology annotation, biological process: lens morphogenesis in camera-type eye; spermatogenesis; lens fiber cell differentiation. The record is from RefSeq and is marked validated. Bases 192 to 3479 code for a protein of 1095 amino acids. Lineage: Eukaryota; Metazoa; Chordata; Aves; Galliformes; Phasianidae. The transcript is spliced from 17 exons.
GGCGGAGUUUGCGCCUCGUCCUGGCGGCGGGACAGGGCGGUGCGGAGCGCGGCUGGGGUGAAGAACCGGCGGAGCCCCGCGGGGCUCCCGCCCUCCUGGGCUGGACGGAGAGGCCGUGCCCGGCAGCGGGAAGCUGCUUCUGCUCCGCGGUGAAAGCGAUUCUGCGGUAGUGACGGGCAUUACAGGUGAAGAUGCAGGAGCCUGACCUGGUUGCAAAAGCACUGCGAUCUGUUCUUCAUUCCAGUAAACAUGGCAUACCCUUGUCAGAGCUUCAGGAUGAAUACAGAUCACUAACUGGUGAAUGGAUUCCCUUCAGACACCUAGGGUAUGCCACACUGGAAGCCUAUGUGGCAAGCAUUCCUGAAGUGGUCAGGAUCGAGAGAAAUCAAACAGGAGAGGUGACUUGCCAUGCUGUUGCUUGCCCUGAGACCAUGCAGAUUGCUCAACUCGUAGCCCGACAGAGCAGUUCAAAGAAGAAAACAGGAAAGCAAGUGAACUGCCGGAUGAGGCUGAAGAAUACAUCUCCAGUCACACCAGUAGGAAGGCCGGAAGGAACUUUGCGGCAACCCAGGUCACUGAACACACUGGAAGAAGGCAGCAAGAAGCCCAUCCCUCGUGUGCCGAGAGGCGGAGGUGUACUAUGCGUCACAACAAAUCCUACCACGGAGAGUGCCUGGUCUGCCCCACCUGCAGCCACAGGGAGUGGGUUGCCUAGAGAGAUCCCCAUGCAGAGACAUGUCACGCUUGUCAACAGGUCUGAGAAGAGACCAACUGUCUCACCACGGUUUCAAAAGGAGCUGCACGUUCACCUGUCCAGAAGGCCUUCCGUUGAUUCAAAUGAUAACUUGAAUACAUCUGGUGUGGAGACGCAUACUGUCGCCUCUGGCCGUUCUGUUCCUAACAUCAGUGAAAUUCAAAACCGCAUUAAGGAGAUUUUGAGCAAGUACAGAAAUGGUGUUUGGCUGUCGAAGAUAGCACAGGUUUAUGAGGAAACGUACAGGGAGGAGCUUAGUACAACAGUGCUCCGUCAGCUUGAGCACUGGCCACAUGUGUGCACCGUGGAGAAAGUGCGCACAGGUGAUCAGACAUACAGAAUCCUUUAUCCUUCUAAAAGAAUACCACCAGCAGUGAAAAGCAACACAGAGCAAGACCAGGCAUCUCAGAAUGUUACACCUUCAAAAGCGGGCCCAGUGCUAAAAACAAGCAGGGAGGCUGAGUCUGCUUCAUGUAGUAGUGACUUCAAGCAAAAUGUUGUUAAUAUCUUGGUGAAAUAUCCCUGUGGUCUCUGGGCUGAUGCACUUCCCAAACUGUACCAAGACGCUUACCAACGAAAAUUUCCAGAAGGCAUUCUCAAUAAUCUACAGUUGCUCUCAGAUGUAUGCGUAGUGGACUAUGUAUCUAAUGUCCCUCAAAAGGCCAUCCUCUAUGUUAAAACCCAAAGUUGCACUGAUGAGAAUCUGAAUGUCACUGAGAAAGUCCAGAUCCCUGAUGGCGCGAAGGCCACAGCUGAACAACAGCACGAGGAAUCCAAGGAGCAGUAUCCAGAAAGCAUAUCAUCUGUUCCUCCUUUGGUUAUACCAUCAGAAGGACCUGUAUCUGUCUUGGUGAUAGAUGUGAACAACCCUAAUGAGCUUAUCAUUAGAUAUGUGGGCAAAGAUUAUUCUGGUGCUCAGGAACAAAUGGAAGAUAAAAUGAAAGCAUACUAUAGUAAGAAUUCCACUGCGUCACAGAUUACUUUUCCAAGCGUUGGGCAACUUGUUGCUGUACACACUGAAGAAGAAGCCUGGCUCCGUGCUCAGAUAAUUUCUGUGGAGGAUAAAAGAUUAAAGGUAUACUGUGUUGACCAUGGCUUCAGUGAGGUUAUUGAAAGCAGCAGGGUGUGCAAACUCCAUAAACAGUUCUGUUCACUUCCAUUUCAAGUUGCAAAGUGUAAACUGGCAGGGCUGGAAGUAUUCUCUGAUGAUCCUCUCGUACUAAAGGCUGUAGAAUUGCAGGCAUACCACAAAAUAUGUGCUGUGGAAAUACUGGAAAGGAGUGAUAUUCCUGUCUUUGUUCUGUAUGACACUUCUGGAGAAGAUGAUAUCAACAUCAAUGCAACGUGUCUGAAGGCUUUGUAUGACAAGUCUUUUGAACUGAACCUACAGGUAGAUACACUAUAUACGAAUGUCAGAGUAACCAGUAUUCUCUCAGAUGGAAACAUGUAUUGUCAGCUGCCAUCAGAAGGCUUGUCUAAGCUUUCUGAAGUCUUGCAGAAGAUAGAAUACUAUCUACUUCACCAGGAGACAUCUGAGUUUAAUGUGUCACAACCUUACUGUGGCAAAAUCUGCUUGUUUCUUUGCAAAGGAAAAUGGACACGUGUAGAGAUAACAAUAAUUCACAGUAGACGGGCGCUUGGUGUUCGCUUCAUAGAUACUGGAAGAGUUGCAUAUGUAAAAGUAACGGACCUUAGAGAAAUCCCUUCGCAGUUCCUGAGAGAAGUAAUCAAAAUCCCUCCCCAGGCUAUAAAAUGCUGCUUAGCAGAUCUCCCUCCUGACACUGGCAUGUGGACUCCUGAGGCUGUGCUAUGGCUGAGAGACAAUGUAAUGGAUUAUGCUGAAUUCAGCAUGCAGGUGGUUAAACAGGAUGGUUCAAAGGGAAUUGCACACAUUUACUUGUUUGCUCCGGAGGAUUUCCCAAACAUGGAUCGUAGUAUCAAUCGUCGGAUUAUAAAUGCAGACUUGUGGAAGCAUCAGAAAGAUGUUUUCUUGAGCGUCACACCCACAGGGUCUAGCUCCACCAAAGUGACAGGAGAUGCAGCUCUACAUUUAAAUCAGGGAAGGCUAGAGAAGAGUGAUUCACUGGAGCCUGCAGUGGAGUCCAGAGGUGUAGAGUCUGCCACUGAUGUGCCACCACCUCUACCCUUGUCAGAGGUGGGAGGGUUCAUGGAUGUCUAUGUGUCAGUGGCCUGCCAUCCAGGUCACUUCAUUGUCCAGCCUUGGAAAGAGAUACACAAUCUGGAAGCCCUAAUGGAGGAAAUGAUCCUGUACUACAGCAUGGCAGAAGAGAGACCAGUGAACAUUGGAACAAACAAGUUAUAUGCAGCUAAAAUUGAAAAUCGGUGGUACAGAGUGAUAGUAAAAGGAAUUCUUAGAAAAGGCUUUCUGUCGGUGUAUGUGCUGGACUAUGGUAAACAUGAGGUUAUCAGCAUAGAUAAAGUACAGCCACUCCUGGAUAAAUUCAGAAAGCUUCCUUUCCAGGCUAUAAAAGCUGAGCUUGCAGGAGUGAAAAGCCAGCAGUGGUCGGAAGAGGCGUCAAUAAUAUUUCGGAAUCGCGUAGAGAAGAAACCCUUGGUAGCACAGAUACAAGCAAUUAACGAGAGCACUAACUCUUGGGAUCGGAAAGUAGUCACUUACUUAGUGGACACAUCUAUUCCAGAUACCGACGUAUGGAUUCAUGACUUUGUGUGUCAGAGUCUUGCAGAACUUUCAGAGGCAGAUUAAUCGCCGCUUCUGAAACGUAGCAGCUCAGAUUCUGUAGCAAUAAAGUAAUAGGCUUCAAAGAGAGAUUUAACUGUUCUUGUAUUGCCUUGAAGAGAAUAAGGGGAUAAACUUCAAAAGCACGUGUUCUGUGAAAAAGAUCUGCUUAACAAGUUUGCUUUCUGUUGACUUCAGUUGACUUUAUGAAGUUUUGCACUUUGUUUACUACUGUAAUACUAGACCGUUUGGGUGGAAAUACUAAAAAAGUUAUUUAUCAAUAAAACAGUGCUGAACUAUU